AUGCCUAUCCCAGCUCCCAAAGGCGACUCGCUCAAAGACCUCUUCUCCCUCAAGGGCAAGGUCGUCAUCGUCACUGGAGCAUCCGGCCCAACCGGUAUCGGCACAGAAGCAGCCCGUGGCUGCGCAGAAUUUGGUGCGGACGUCGCCAUCACAUACUCUUCGCGGCCACAGGGCGGCGAGAAGAACGCCAAAGAGCUGUCCGAGAAGUAUGGUGUCAAAGCUAAGGCAUACAAGGCCAACGUCGGCGACUACGCUGAAGUGGAGAAGUUGGUCGCCGAUGUGAUCAAGGACUUUGGCAAGGUCGAUGUCUUUAUCGCCAAUGCCGGCCGGACCGCCGACAGCGGUAUUCUCGAUGCUCCCGUGGAGAAGUGGAAUGAGGUCAUCCAGACCGAUUUGACCGGUGUCUACCACUGUGCGAGAGCCGUUGGUCUGCAUUUCAGAGAAAGAAAGACUGGCAGCUUCAUCAUCACUGCCUCCAUGUCCGGCCACAUCGCCAACUUCCCUCAAGAACAGACAUCCUACAACGUCGCCAAAGCCGGCUGCAUCCACCUGUCACGAUCGCUGGCCAACGAAUGGCGCGACUUCGCACGUGUUAACUCCAUCUCACCCGGAUAUAUCGACACCGGCCUGUCUGACUUCGUGGCCAAGGACAUCCAAGAGCUCUGGCAUAGCAUGAUCCCUCUUGGCCGUGACGCCAAGGCCACCGAGCUGAAGGGUGCCUACGUCUACCUUGCCUCUGAUGCCAGCUCGUACACCACCGGCACAGAUAUUGUCAUUGACGGUGGGUACACCGCAAGAUAG
Exophiala bonariae is the source of this 801-nucleotide messenger RNA. RefSeq lists its product as uncharacterized. NCBI's taxonomy places the organism in Eukaryota, Fungi, Ascomycota, Eurotiomycetes, Chaetothyriales, Herpotrichiellaceae. The record is from RefSeq and is a predicted model, not a curated record. The transcript has 2 exons. Gene Ontology annotation, molecular function: oxidoreductase activity, acting on NAD(P)H, oxygen as acceptor. Bases 1 to 801 code for a protein of 266 amino acids. Gene Ontology annotation, cellular component: intracellular anatomical structure.